Molecule: messenger RNA, 2385 nt
Organism: Pistacia vera
Lineage: Eukaryota; Viridiplantae; Streptophyta; Magnoliopsida; Sapindales; Anacardiaceae
Product: protein NUCLEAR FUSION DEFECTIVE 4-like
Exons: 3
Coding region: 140-1858 (572 amino acids)
Biological process (GO): transmembrane transport
Cellular component (GO): membrane
Molecular function (GO): transmembrane transporter activity
Source: RefSeq, a predicted model, not a curated record
GUGUCCAAAUGACAUGUCAUCAACACACUUACAAACUAAUGCCAACACACUAUCUCUUUCCAUAAUAAAUCAAUAAAGAAACUCUAUUGUUCAAGAUUCAAUAAUACGAAGAAACUAGUAAGCUCCUGACCAAGCAUCAAUGGUAAGCCUGAAAGCAGGAAGCAGACCACCAUGGGUGGGUCUAGGAGCAGCAGUUUGGCUUCAAAUAGCUUCGGGGAAUGCAUACAACUUCCCUCUUUAUUCCCAUUCUUUGAAAUCAGUGCUUGGCUUUAGCCAACACCAACUCACAAUGCUUGGUGUUGCUAAUGAUAUUGGCGAAAACGUUGGCCUCCUUCCCGGUAUUGCCUCAAACAAAUUACCUCCUUGGCUUGUUCUCUUCAUUGGUUCUCUUGCUUGCUUCUUUGGUUAUGCUGUUAUCUGGCUUGCUGUCACUCGCACUGUUGAGUCCCUCCCUUAUUGGUUGUUAUGGAUUGCACUUUGUGUUGCCACCAACAGUAGUGCUUGGCUGAGCACGGCUGUGCUUGUAACCAACAUGAGAAACUUCCCUUUCAGUCGAGGCACUGUCGCUGGUAUUCUCAAAGGUUAUGGGGGACUCAGUGCUGCUGUAUUUACUGAAAUUUAUAGUAUGCUGCUCAAUAAUUCCUCUUCCAAGCUAUUGCUGUUCCUUGCACUGGGGGUUCCUAUUCUAUGCUUCAUGAUGAUGUAUUUUGUUAGGCCUUGUACUCCAGCUUCUGGUGAAGACUCCAAAGAGCAUGGACACUUUCUUUUCACCCAAAUAGCUAGUGUUGUGCUUGGCUUCUUUAUUCUAACAACCAUAGUAUUGGAUCAUAUGUUUCAUUUAAGUGCCUCAAUGUCUUAUGCUUGUCUUGCUACAAUGAUCAUCCUUCUCAUGGCUCCUCUGGCUAUUCCUGUAAAGAUGACAUUUUUCCGAAAGAGAACUAGCAAAUCAGAGAUACUUGACCAACCAUUUGGGUCAUUGGACUGUUCAAAUCAAGGAGGAAAUGCAGACAAAACAGAGCCACUGCUGGAGCCAUCUUCAUCAACAACAGACUUAAGAAGCUUUCACGAGAGCAAUGAUAUGUCAGAGGUUGCUAUGCUUCUUGCUGAAGGUGAGGGUGCGGUUAAGAAGAAGAGGCGCCCCAAAAGAGGGGAAGAUUUCAAGUUUAGAGAAGCUGUAAUCAAGGCAGAUUUCUGGCUUCUUUUCUUAGUUUAUUUUGUUGGAGUUGGCUCUGGAGUAACAGUUCUCAAUAAUCUGGCUCAAAUAGGGAUUGCACAAGGUGUGCAUGAUACAACAAUCUUGUUGUCUCUCUUCAGUUUUUGUAACUUUGUGGGUCGACUUGGUGGGGGAAUUAUUUCUGAACAUUUUGUCAGGUCAAAAGCAAUUCCCCGUACAAUCUGGAUGACUUGCACUCAAGUAAUCAUGAUCAUUACGUACCUACUGUUUGCUUCUGCUAUUGACGGUACUCUUUUUGCUGCAACUGCAUUACUUGGGAUCUGCUAUGGUGUUCAGUUCUCUAUUAUGAUUCCAACUGUCUCUGAGCUUUUCGGCUUGAAGCAUUUUGGUAUAUUCUAUAACUUCAUGUCAUUAGGAAAUCCUCUUGGUGCAUUUCUUUUCUCUGGCCUCCUAGCAGGGUAUAUAUAUGAUAAUGAAGCAGCAAAGCAGCAUGGAACUAAUCUGCUCAAUCCCAAUGUAUCUUGCGUGGGUCCCAAUUGCUUCAGGAUCACCUUCUUGGUUCUGGCUGGUGUCUGUGGUGCAGGAUCCAUCUUGGGCAUCAUCUUAAAUGUUAGAAUAAGACCUGUUUACCAAAUGCUUUAUUCUGGGGGUUCCUUCAGGUUGCCUCAGAGCUCAAAUAAUUGAGAAGAUUGAAGUGGAUCAUGGAAGCUACAAAACUUUAUAAGCUAUUUUGUUGGAGCACGUCAUAGUUGAGGUACUCAUCAGCAUUGCAGUUCUGACGAAGUGCCAAACAUGAACUCAGCAGAUCAUAAAUACUGAUACAAUUAAAAAGUGAAUAUUUAAGUGUGUGCGAUUGCUAUAACAUGUAUAUGGUAUAGCUUUGUAGAAUAUGUUUGCGAUCUAAUAAUUGUUUUUAUGUAUUGGUCAUGGUAAAACUGAAACAUGCUCUUCAGCUAAUAAUCAUCUGGAAGACUAGCUUGAAUGUCUAUGGUGUAGAAGUUUUUUACUUUCGCAGCAGGGUUGACAUGUUCUGGUGGCCCUAUUUUGUAGACUAUACUACUUUAUUAAGAGAUGUAGAAGCUGUAGUGGUAGUUAUGAAUCUUUAUUGAAGCGGCUAAUCAAUGCAUGUAGAUCUCAACUGCUUCUUGUUCAGUACUCAAGAACGAGACAGAGAUGUGAAGAAAAGAAAAAAAACUGUAUGUGUUUGUAAA